UAGGGUUGAAGAGGUACAGCUUUUAUAGAUCCGCCACCGUUUUCUUCGUUGUUCUCGUUCCGUUUAGUGAACUCGGUUAAUGUUCAAUAUUAUCCAUUUGUUCGCGAAUUUUUUUUCAUUUUUUCGAAAAAAAAAUAUUUUUAACAUUCGAUAACGCGUAAUUGUUCGUCGAAAUACGGUUUCAUACCCCUUCACCUGGCUCUCUCGUUCGCGUUUGCAUUUUUUACUUAUCGUUUAAUUUCCGGUGUCGCGAGAGUAUCUAGUCGUCCUUUUUAUCAUCGAAACGAGAUGAAAUAUCUUCAGUUGCUUUCAGCUGAGAUGAAUAGUGAUAAGAUGUCCUACUACAGAUUGUAACCCGAGUUCGAGCCAAAUAUACAUGAAUCUGCUGGCAAUUGGUAUACUAUGAUUCAAUCGAGUUGAAAGACCGGAACCAAUGGUGAAAUGGCUACCAGAUAACUUCAGAUGUGAUUUGGAGGAUUUAAAAAUUCAUCUAAUAUGAAUGGCAGAACGCAUCAUAGAGACUUGAAUCACAGGCCAAGUUAUGGUUCAGUACACGGAUCCGGAUCGACCCACAGCUCGACGCAUAGUUCAAAUUACGGCACCAACCAACGCGUAAAUUUAGGACCAAACCAUGGAACGUUGAAUAAUCAUUACUUACACACCCGCGUUAGAACGCCAGUAACGUUACCGCCGACUUUUCCGGCUCAUACACCAUGUAUACAACCGUACGCCACUUACGACCAGCCUAGAAUUCGAAUUAAUAAUCGAUGCAAAUCAUUUUGUACGUGGAAAUACGCCUGUUUAACCUUCUUCGCAACGACUGUUUUCUUAACCGCAUUACUUAUAUAUGUUUUCUUUUUAGCAUUUCCAAAUUACUGUACUGAACCAACGAAGCAAUGUAUUCCACUCGAAGCAUCCAAAGCAGCUGCCCAAGACGAUCACAACACAGGCCAAUCUCUGGUGAUUAGCGACAACGCAGGGACCGAAGUUGCAGGAAACACGUCGGCGGUGGCAACAGAUUUACACCUAAGCUAUAAUGUAAGCGAUCAAACCAAGUCACGCAACGGUCCGGAAAAGUUCCUCGAAAAUCGUAAAUUAGUAACCCAUCAAGGAAAUAUGGUAUUAGUUAUUGACGAACUCGGAAAACCGUUUACCGCCGAUUUGCAGCCGUUCCAUUUCUGGAAUACGAGAUUUUUUAGCUCAGACGAAUCGUAUAUUAGAUUAAACAUAACGGUAUCGUGGAUAUGUAACAUCGCCGUGUACGGUAGACGUAACAACGGCGUCAGUAUAACGCAAUAUGAUUUCGUCGAAUUUAUCAAAGACGGUCGAUUAAACAAUAAGAUAAAACGACCGAAAAGGGAUACAAGCCGAAGCCGAGGAGACGACCGCCACGCCAGCCAAAACAUCACCGCCGAAGAAACAAAAACCGAUAUCUUUCCGCACUACCUGUACAAACCCGGAUUCACCGAAACGUACGUAAAAAAUGAACGUAAUAUCCGCAAACGAUCGUCGUCUACCGUACCUGCGAUGGCGACCGUAUCGAUUUUACAUCUUUUGGAAGCUGGCAAUUGGUUUUUCUCUGUGUAUAACGACGAUUUGGCCACUCACGAAGUUACCCUUACGAUUGAAAAAAUUAACGACAUAUCGAGAUACUGUCCGAACGAGUGUUCCGGACGUGGUUCUUGUUAUUUGGGACGAUGCGACUGCAUAGACGGAUAUACCGGUGCUGAUUGCUCAAAGAGUGUUUGCCCGAUUCUAUGCUCGAAUCAUGGCACAUACGGUGGUGGAUUAUGUCAUUGUGAUGAAGGAUGGAAGGGAACGAAUUGCGACGUUCCAGCUUACGACUGCAAACUCUCCGAUUGCUCCGGACAUGGGAAAUGUAACAAAGGAGUAUGCACGUGUAAUUCAGGCUGGAAGGGAGAUAACUGUGAUAUAGAGGAUUGCCUCGACCCGACAUGUUCAGCACAUGGUAAAUGCGUCGCUGGUAAAUGCUAUUGUAAGGCUGGCUGGCAGGGAGCCAAUUGUUCAGUUGUUAACGAACAAGUGUUCCAAUGCUUACCUCGGUGCUCUGAUCAUGGCACCUACGACUUGGAAACGGGUACUUGCGUAUGUCAUGACUUUUGGACAGGUUCGGAUUGUUCGCAAGCUUUGUGCCAUUUAAAUUGCGGACCUCACGGAUCAUGCGACAGAGGUAGAUGUUCUUGCGAGGCUGGUUGGACAGGAGAGAAAUGUGAUCAGUUACCAUGUGAUCCUCGAUGCAGUCAGCAUGGUCAAUGUAAAAACGGAACGUGUAUUUGUUCCACUGGUUGGAACGGUCAACAUUGCACAAUCGCCGGAUGUCCGCACAACUGUCAUGGAAAUGGCAAAUGUCACAUCGAAAGUGGAGAGUACAAAUGCGAAUGCGAACUAGGCUGGGCUGGUUAUGACUGCUCCAUACAGCUGGAAACAAAUUGCAGCGAUGAAAUAGACAACGACCACGAUGGAACCGUUGACUGCGAAGACAGCGAAUGUUGCAAACAGGCGUAUUGCGCAACCAGCAUUUACUGCAUGUUUUCCAACGAUCCGGUCGAGGUAUUAUUACGUAAGCAACCUCCAUCGGUGACCGCUUCAUUUUACCAAAGGGUAAAGUUCCUAGUAGAAGAAAACAGCGUCCAGAGUUACCCGCAAGUCGACGAAUUUAGCGAAAGUGAAUUCUGGAACUCCUUUUUGCCCCGGAGAGUGGCUGUAAUUCGAGGACAAUGCGUUUCUCAACAAGGUCUUCCAAUAAUGGGAAUUCGAGUUUCCCUAUAUCGCGAUAAUAAAUACGGUUUUACGUUGACACGUCACGAUGGCAGGUUUGAUUAUAUGGUGAAUGGAGGAGAAACGGUUACCUUACAAUUUCAAAGGACACCUUUCAAAUUGAAAAUCAUUACGGUAUCGGUGCCUUGGAAUCAAAUGAUUGUUAUAUCCCCUGUUAUAAUGGAAUUAAAGGAUGAAAACCCGUUUAAAAUUCCUGUUCUGUCGUCCCCUCCGGAAAUACUCAAAUUCCCUGCAUUAGAACAAGGUGUAGAAUUAUGUGUUGAUCAUAAUGAAAGUAGUCUCAAUCCUCAUGUGCUAUCAACUUGGGUGCCAGAAAAAAUAGGAGGACCAACUACAAAACGAUUAAUUUAUUUAGAAUCACAGGUGCUACAAGAUCCAAUAAGGAUACCAGGUUCAAAUAUCUAUUUACUGUAUCGUAAUAGUUUAUCUGCUGGAUAUUUGUCAUAUCUAUUGGUACAACUGACUGGAUCUGUUGUACCUCCAACUUUGAUGAGGAUAUAUGUUCAUGUUGAAGUAGAAGGAUGCAUAUUUACCAAAGAGCUUGAACCAGAUCCUAAUUUAACUUACACGUAUACCUGGGACAAGCGCAACAUUUAUAAACAAAAGGUCUAUGGUAUUACUCACGCCAAAGUAUCUAUUGGUUACCAUUACACCAACUGUCAUAAAAUAAUGUGGGAAAUACACGCAGCAACCAUGAAAGGAUUCGAAGUCGAUACAUCCGAUAUCGGAGGUUGGAGUUUAGACGUCCACCAUCAUUACAACUUCCACGAGGGUAUUUUGCAAAAAGGCGACGGUACCAGCUUAUAUAUGAAGUACGAAUACCCCAGAACGAUGCGAGUUACAAUGGGCACAGGUCUUCAAAGACCUUUGGUGUGUAAAGACUGUGAUGGAUUGGCUAACGAAGCACGGUUGUUAAUGCCUAUAGCUCUCGCAAGUGGACCAGAUGGCAGCAUUUAUAUCGGCGAUUUUAACCUUAUUCGUAAACUAACACCAGAUGGGCAUAUUUACACUGUAUUACAAUUGAGUGCCACUCAAGUUUCCUACCAGUAUUAUUUAUGCCUUUCGCCAACCGAUGGCAAUUUAUAUAUUUCCGAUCCUGAACGACAUCAAAUUCUCAGAGUAUUGAAUCUUAAUACCAUAAAUGACCCUACGAUUAAUUCAGAAGUAAUAGCUGGAUCUGGCGAGAGAUGUGUUCCUGGCGAUACUAAUAAUUGUGGUGAUGAUGGGCCAGCUUUGGAAGCUAAAUUGUCGCAUCCUAAAGGAAUCGCAGUAGGAACAGAUAAGACACUUUAUUUUGCCGAUGGUACCAAUAUAAGAUGUGUUGAUACAAAUGGUUUAAUUCGUACUUUGGUUGGUCAUCAUGAACAUAACACGUUAUGGCAGCCAUUACCAUGCACUGGAGCCAUCCCAGCAAAUCAGGUACAACUUCAAUGGCCCAGUGGUUUAGCAAUCAGUCCGCUCGAUGGAAGUUUGCAUUUCAUUGAUGACAGAACUGUACUGAAAUUGACUGCUGAUCGUAAAAUACAAGUAGUUGCUGGAAUUCCAUUACACUGUCGUUCGUCUUAUAAAUCAGACAAAACUACGGGGAGAUCUCAGAAAAGUAAGGCUCGACAAACUCCGCUCGGUACCGUGCUAUCCAUCGCUUUCAGUCCAUUUGGAGAGCUCUAUAUAGCCGAAAGCGAUGCACAUAAAGUCAGUUACAUUCGAGCCAUUGAUUUCGACGGAUUCAUCUCUGAUUUCGCUGGAUCAGACAAUGAACAAGGGGCUAUGACAAACAAUUGCGACUGCGCUAUAAAUAAUUCCAGUUGUCAAUGCGUAAAUACAUCUCGCGAACAUCUACUAUCAACAACAGCUAAAUUCAGUAUGAUCUCUGCAAUUAUUUGCACUCCUGAUGGUGUACUGCACAUCGCUGAUCAAGGCAGUCUGCAUGUUUUAUCUUUGCAACAUUAUUUACCAGUCCAUGACUUGAACGGAGAAUACCAGAUACCAUUCCCUGGUACAAACGAAUUAUACAUCUUUAAUAGAUACGGACAACACAUAUCUACCAAAGAUUUACAAACUGGAAAAUUAUACUACAACUUUGUUUAUUCGAAAAAUACCAGUUUUGGUAAAUUGGCCUCUGUGUCUGAUGAUUCUGGAAAUAAGGUGUUCUUUAUCAGAGAAUAUAGCAAUGUGGUAAGUUCUAUCGAGAAUUCGCAAGACUAUAAAGCAGAUCUCACAAUUUCCGGAUCCGGAUUGCUGGUGAAAUUUUCAGAAAAAGGGAAAUCCGAUAUUAGUUUAUCAUACGACAGCAAUACAGGGUUGCUUACCAGUCAUACUGGUGGUGACAAUGUGAUCAAAGGUGGUGCAUUAUUCUUAUUCAAAUACAACGAACUCGGACGUCUAUCGAGUGCUAUUCUUCCAACUGGAGAAGUAUUAGAUCUUUCGUCGACCAUAUCAGUAAAUAACGAUCACUUGGAAUUGGGAAUCACAACGCCAUUACACUCUCGCGAAUUAGAUGAUAAAGAAAAUAGUAAACCAUUUAGUUUGGAUGUUCGAACCAGCAAUAAUGAUUACAAAAAAUAUACUCUUACGAGAGGUUCAUCAUCAAAUAAUAUUGUAAGCUAUAGCAACGGAUCAUUUUUAUUCAAUUCCGGAUGGAAUGAGAAUAUCCGUUGUUUAGCGGAAGAAAAACACCCACUGCUUCAAUUAUCACUUCCAACUGAGGCUGAAAUGUUACCUUUACUGAAUCAUUUUACCGCAAAUAGAGGCUCUCUAACAAACGUCAUGUCGUGGGAUUACGAAUUAGUUGGUGAUGCAGCAUCAAAUCAACCAGUUUUACGAAAAAAACUUUUGGUUAACAAUUUCACAGCACUAAUAAUAGAUUACGAUCCGAAAGAUAAAACCGAAUUCAUUUAUGGAAGCAGACGAACUUUGAUGAAAAUAAAAUAUAAUCAUGUGGCUUUGCCUACCCUGCUGAAGGUUGGAACGAAACAUUUCAUAAAUGUCUCGUACGAUAGAUACAAUAGAAUCGAUGGCUGGUCUUGGAACGAUAUUUCUGAAGAGUAUAAAUACAACAGACAAGGUUUAGUGGAAGAAAUAAAAUCUCGAGGAAGUGUGACCAAAUACUCUUAUAACGAAUGGAACAAAAUUACUCAAAUAGAAUUGCCAAGUGGUCGUAAAUUCAAAUACGUAUACGAUGAUUAUGGUGGAUUACAUUAUGCAGAACUACCAUCUGGUUCUAGGCAUACAUUUUCCGUAUUAACAUCUUUAGGGUUCAUAAGAUAUGUGUAUCUGGCUCCUGGCGCACUGAAACCAUACAUUCAACAUUACAGCUAUACGGGUGCACUGCUUCAAGAAAUUAAUCCAUCAGAUGGCACAAGAAUAUUGUACAGAUAUCGUCAAACAGGACAGCUUUCAGGGGUGAUAUGUGGCGAUGGUAUAAUAAAAAUCAAAUAUUCCUCAAGCACCGGAUUACCAUUAAUGAUUGAUCUCAACGAUCGAGAUUUUGAAUAUCGUUGGGAACUUCAGUAUAGCAAUGGUUUGCUGCUGGAAGAACGGGUCGACUUUUCACCUAAAACUGGACUGAGCAAUGCGAAAUUCACAUUUGAUUACGAUUCAAACUUCAGACUCACUUCUAUAAGUGGAAGAAUUGGUGGCCAAAGCAUAUCAGAUUUCAAAUGUGAUUAUAGCAAAGAGACUGGCAAGAAAAAUAAUUUCGGACAAUUCAAGGUAUCAUGGGCUCAUGAAAACUCCACUUCUUACACUGAUGGCACAGCAACAUUUACUAUUCAUUACAAUAAUUAUUUCCAAUUAUCGACUAUUUUACUAGUUAUUCACAGCAUGGAAGUAUUUAGAAUGGAAUUCAGUUAUGAUUUAAAUAGUCGAAUUGUUAGUACGCAAUCUUUUACUCAAAAUGUUGGGGUCAAUUCAUUGACAACAAGUAAAAACUAUACGUGGGAUAUCGAUGGUCAAUUAUUAUCAGUUGAUGCUCAAGAAUCUUGGCAGUUCAAAUACGACCAAGAUGGAAAUAUGCUUUCACUUACAUACAGAGGAAAAGAAAUAAAAAUGGUCAACAGCGUAUUAAAUAGGGUAGAAAAAUUCGGCGAGGGAGUUUACAAAUACAAUAACCGAGGAUUCGUGGUACAGAAUGCCAGAGAAGAGAAAUUCCAAUACAACACGAGAGGGUCAUUGGUUCGAGCUAUAAAACGAGGGAGAUUCGAUGUACGAUAUUAUUACGACCAUAUGGGCAGAAUGGUGACGAGGAAAGACAACUAUGGAAAUGUCACGCAAUACUUUUACACUCAUCCUGAAAAUCCUUCACUGAUAACACACAUUUAUAACCCUCGCGAUGGUCGAUUGAUGACACUAAUGUACGAUGAUCGAAGUCAUUUAAUUUUUGCUCAAAUUUUCCGUCAUAAAUAUUACAUCGCUACGGAUCAAUGCGGCACACCGAUGAUGAUUUUCAAUCAAUAUGGAGAAGUUGUUCGAGAAAUAGUUAGGUCACCAUUUGGACACAUAGUGUAUGAUUCGAAUCCUUAUCUAUAUUUGCCUAUAGAUUUCUGUGGAGGGCUACUAGAUCAGGUAACUUCCCUAAUACACAUGCCUAAUGGAAAAGUAUACGAUCCUUUGGUGGGCCAGUGGAUGACACCAGUUUGGGAAGGCUUGCUGAGCAGAGUAUACAACCCCAAACAACUACAUUUGUAUAGAUUCAAUGGUAACGAUCCGGUUAACGUUAAAGAAAAAGAUUUCUACAUAAAAGAUGAAAACGCGUGGUUUUCGAGAUUAGGCUACGAUCUGAACAGCUUAGCUCCCCAACUUAAUCUACCUACCAGUAUGUCUUCAUCUGUAAUGACAGAAAACAACAAUGACUUAGGAAUCACUCCAUUAGUCCUCAUGUCCAGUUACUUCAAUCACUUCACCGAGAAAUUAAAAACAAAUCACUUAACUCUAUUAUCAUCGGUGAAAACUGUAAUCGAACCAAAAGUGAAUUCCUUCGUUACUGUGCCAGAGCCUUAUGAUCCGAUAAAAUCGACCCUAUAUGGCAAGUUAUAUUUGAAUAGAGAGAAUAAAAAAGAAGAUAUUUAUCCCGCAGCAAAUCCUGAAGCAUUAUUCGACUAUGGAAUUGUAUUAUCAAAAACUACUGACAAUAAAGUGAUAGUGAAUUCUAUUCAAGCAGCGAGUCCUAUUCAUAGAGAUGUAUUGGUUGCAGUCUUCAACGAAUCAUUUUUAUUACCAUUUAGCUUAGUAGUUCAUGGGCCUCAUGGACCUGUACAAGAUAUGUUUUACUUUGUCAAGAAAAGUAUGGGACGAGCCACGGAAGAUCAAGCAACUUUAAAUCGAGUAGCUGGUGAGCUGAAUGUGACGGUGCAUGAAAAAGAAGACGAUCAAGGAAGAAAGAUCUUUGAUCUUCGAAUACAUCGAACCGAUACUGUGCUAAAUGUUCGAUACGGCACAACAGUAGAACGUGAAAAACAAAGACUUCUGCAUCAUGCAAAAGUGAACGCAAUGCGAAGAGCUUGGCAUUACGAAAGAGAACUACUGAAGAAUGGUCUUCCCACGACUAAAGACUGGACUCCUCAAGAAUCGGAGGAAUUGCAAAAACUCGGCUAUGUGUCUGGGUACGAUGGCGAAUACGCGAUCGAUGUACAGCAAUACCCCGAACUUUCUGACGAUCCCUCCAAUAUUCGUUUUGUUAAAACCGUUUUUAGCAAACAUUAAGUAUUGCGAUUUUUUUUUAUCUGUGUUUGUUUAACGUUUCCAUUUUGAUGUUACUUUUUUCUUUUGUUCUAUUUUUAUUGUGAACAGUAAUUUCUUCCCUUUUUGUAUAUUAAUUUUUAUGUCCGGCGAUAUUUCUAUUUUUAUCGUAACAAGAAACUGGUAACUCAAUGUACUUUGACGUGUAUUAACGCGACGUUUAAAUUUGACCAGAAAAUUGUGACGUUUCGAUAAUGUUUGUUCAUCAAAAUUUUUAAUAGGUACCUAGACCUACCAAAUUUCAAAAAAAAAAAAAUCGUGGUUUAUUUUUGACGAUAAUUUAUCGUUACCUAGUACGUACCUAGGUACCCUUUUAAUUUAUGUUUUGAACGACACAAUUUUCAAAAUUCUCAAUACCUAUCUUUAAAUUACGAGAGACGUUAAACAAUCAAUCGUAUCUACUCAUUCCUUGUAAUUUUUAUUUCGAGUUACCAGACUCAUAUUUGUCCUCUCAUACCAGAAUAUUUUUUCGUGCAUACUGAAUAAAUAUUUCGUUAUUUUUAAUUUUUUUUAUUCCUGCGUUAUACGUUUUUUAUUCUCGUUAUUUUUAAGUAUUAUGUAUGUUUGUAUGUUGUGUAUGUGUGUAUAUGUUUACGUAUGCGCUUAACGUAAAUUAAUACGCUAAAAAUGUUAUUCUAGUCGUGCUUUGUGAAACAGUAAUUUGUAUUCAUAAAGAAUCUUCGAACGAUUUUUCAUUAAUUUCUUUUUGUUACUUAAUGUCUUUUUUUUCUCUUUUAUAACGAAAAAUUAACUUGCGAUUAAAUACAAACGUGUUUGUAGUUCUUUUUUUAA
Planococcus citri (citrus mealybug) is the source of this 9327-nucleotide messenger RNA. RefSeq names its product tenascin accessory (gene Ten-a). NCBI's taxonomy places the organism in Eukaryota, Metazoa, Arthropoda, Insecta, Hemiptera, Pseudococcidae. Bases 496 to 8499 code for a protein of 2667 amino acids. The record is from RefSeq and is a predicted model, not a curated record. The transcript is spliced from 37 exons. Gene Ontology annotation, biological process: motor neuron axon guidance.